This is a messenger RNA of Haliotis rufescens (red abalone), 3271 nucleotides long. Its product is annotated as multiple epidermal growth factor-like domains protein 6. The record is from RefSeq and is a predicted model, not a curated record. Lineage: Eukaryota; Metazoa; Mollusca; Gastropoda; Lepetellida; Haliotidae. Gene Ontology annotation, molecular function: scavenger receptor activity. The transcript is spliced from 6 exons. The coding region runs from base 82 to 1869 and encodes 595 amino acids.
ACUGUGUAGCUUUGCCAAUGUGCCAUCCUAGUCCUGCUCGUAACACCACGUUAAAAGGUUCGAGGAUUGACGCAUUCAACCAUGUGUCACCACAACACCCUCCUUCUGGCAAUGUGCGGGCUGGCUCUCACACAAUAUACUGCCUUUCCACCGUGCCAGGAUAUAGAUUCCAGUUGUAGAGAGUCGCAAUGUGGUCAACCAGGUAUAGACUCCCUCUGCAAGAAGACAUGCGGCCUUUGUCCAGAAGGAGAGUGCAGAUCGGGAUAUUUCCAGGAUGGCUUCUCGUGCAGACAAUGCAAGGAUGCUGUCGAUGUACAGUCAGUCGAAUACAAAGGUGCAUGUGGUGUUCCCUGUAGCCAGAGCCACACGUGGGGUGCAGACUGUCUUAAACCAUGUAGUACAGGAUGCAGGAAUCAAACAUGUCACCGGUGGGAAGGGCACUGUCUGCAAAACUGCCUGCCAGGUUACUAUGGACCUACAUGUGAUGUAACUUGUGACACCUGCAGGCGGUGUGGGGACGGUGUUGAGACAUGUGACAAAGAAGGAAGGUGUCUGUGUGGCUGCAAGAGAGGAAAACGAGGAAACAGAUGUGACCAAAACUGUCCAAACUGUGAAAUGUGUUCAGGAAAUAACUGUACAUGUCAAGAAGGAUUUCGGGGUGUGUUGUGCACAGAGACCUGUGUGAACUGUCAGAGUUGUAAUGGGGCCUACUGUACAUGCAAGGAUGGAUUCCAUGGAGAUGGCUGUACCGCUCCCUGUCCCCUGCGCUGCCGCUAUAACGUAUGUGGUCUGGAGGGAGAGUGUACACGGGGAUGUGAGUUCGGGUGGUAUGGACGUUUGUGUGAAAAACAGUGCAAUAACUGUGUCAGAGAAACAUGCUCAAUCAACGGGACAUGUACAUCCGAGUGCAAUAGCGGAUGGUCUGGUGACAAGUGUGACGAAGCCUGCAAUGUCAGCUGUGAGGACGAACUGUGUUAUCGUAACGGAACCUGUGAAAGAUGCAAACCCGGUUUCCAUGGAGACCAAUGCAACAUCCCAUGCAGCAGUCACUGUAGUAACCACAGAUGUGACAGGAGUGGAACUUGUGAAUCUUGCAGAGUUGGAAACUUUGGGGAAAUGUGUGAGCGACAUUGUGGGUCCAACUGUAUGAAUCAUGCCUGUGAACAAAUGUCAGGAAAGUGUAUCCAAGGCUGUACCACAGGCUGGUACGGGGAUACGUGUGAUCUAGAAUGUCCCGACCAAUGUGCCUCAGAGUCCUGCCACAGAGAGACUGGUUCCUGUAAGUCUUGUAUGCAGGGAUUCAAAGGCGAGUCCUGUAAUAUGACCUGUAACACUGCCUGCCUGAAGUCGCAGUGUAACAUGACAGGAGUCUGUAUAAACGGGUGUGAGGACGGGUUUUAUGGAAGCAGAUGUUCUGGAAGAUGCCCCACGAUGUGCAACACAUGUCUGUAUGAUGGUGCCUGCCUUACUUGUGCUGAUGGCUGGACGGGAGAACACUGUAAUGAACAAAGUUCACAUCGUCGCCAGACAUGGAUCUUUUCUGCUGCGGUUGUUGUUUUGGUCUCUCUUGUUAUCAUCAUGGCCGUUUUCCUCCUUAAACGGUACGCAGUGAACGGUUCAGGUGGGAUAUACAUGUCACCUGUACAAAACGAUCUGGAAUCAAGAUCCGAUGACAUCUCGCUGGAAGAGCUUGGUGGGUCACGUGACAGUGAUUACCGACAUUAUGAAAUGAUUCAAUCAUCGGCUGGUACAGAUGAAGAUGACGAUUCGCUUGAUGUAGUUGAAGCUGCAGAUCAGGGACGCUAUGAGACGCUGGGGCCAUCCGAUGACGCCACACGGUACACACAUCUGGUGUCAUUUGUUGAUUAGAUUCAGGCUUGAUUGAAAUACAUUCUGUGUGUGUAUAUGCUGUAUGUAUACCUUUGCACUUUAAAACUUUAAAAAGUAAUUGGUUGCAUGGAUGUGUCGUGUACUGUAUUAUGAUUACAAGAUUUCUCUUUUUAGCGAGCAGAUUACGUUUGUGCAAAGUGUGACACAGCAGUUAGAGCAGUUAGAAAUAUGCUGCUUUGUUUGGUUCGUUACUUGGCGUGUGUGCAGUUAUCUCCCUUACACUGCAUUUGCUUAAACUGCAACUUCCGGUUUCAAUCAAAUAUCCUCCUGGUUUUAGUGUGGCUGGUUUUGGAAUAUCGACUUUCUUUUCUGUUGGCUCCCUCUUGUAUCAUAUACCCUGUGAUAUAUCACUGAACUAUUCAGAAAAUAUAUUUACCUCUCUUUACAACUAUUCACUAUUCUUCAUGUUGUAAGACCUGUACACAACUCAUUAUUCUGUACAAAAUGACACUGGCUUGUCCAAACACGAAGGGCUGUAUAAUCCUUAGUGUUUUGUCAGUUCUUCGUUUAAUCUAAUAAUGUAGUGUCACAUACUGUCAAUUGUUUCAGUAAAUGUAUUGUUACCUGUUACUCACAUGUAAAUAAUUGCGUACUGAUAUUUAUGUUGACCAAUGACAUCCAUGUUGUGGUCCAGGAAAUCCGAAUAAUGUGUAAUUCUGAGUCACCCUGAAUCAGACCUCAGUAUGACUGAGUGUGUGAGUUAGAUUUAACGCCGCUUUGAGCAGUAUUCCAGUUAUAUCACGGCGUGUCAGCUUGAUAUGGGAAGUGAUGCAGGACGUUUACCACUGUGGUGAAACCCCAAGCACGGUAUGGUGCUGACAAACCCGGACACGGGACGAGCCCAGAUUCGAACCAGAUUCUGGCGUGCCCAAGGGACGCAACUCUGCACAGCAUGUAGGAGCUAGUCUGGACUUCCGACCUACGCCUGACAUUAUGCCAUUAUGACUCAGACAUCCAACAGCGUUCUCCUUUUAGUUCUUGUACAGUUAUCUCCCUUACACUGCGCCUCCAAACAGAUGUAGAAUUUUGGUUGUCAAAUGAAUUAUCCUUCAUUUUUGUUUUAUUAUGUGGAAUUCAUCAUGGCUGUUUGUAUAGUAUCAAUAUCGUUUUCUUCGGGCUUCCCUUUAAUCGAAUUCUUUUCAUGAAAUGCUCUGAGGCCACAAAUAUUUUAGAAACUUCGAUGUACCCUUCAUGUUGUUCACAAAUCCAAAUGUUUCAUGAGCUGUUAACGCUCUUCUGUGCAAAAUGACACGGGUUGCCCAAACACCCAUGUUCAAUCCCCAUGUUAUUGUUUAUUGUCGGACUUGGGUAUAUCUGUUCAUUGACCUCUGUACUUAGUAUAUAUGCGCAGCUUAUGUAAAUAAAAUGUCUGUGAAGUCCC